CUGAAGUGACACCGCGGAAGGGGAGAAUGGGAGGAGACGCGGCGGAGGCUGGCCGGUGUUCGGUUUCACCAGCUCACACGUGACCGCAAUGGCUGCUCGUCUGUGCCGUGCGGUGCAUCAUUGCUCUGCCGCCCCGCGAAUGUAGACUACAGCGGGAUCCUUGCGUCGGUGAACUGUAGGAGCGGGCACUCACCACCCGCUGAAGCCAAAUUCCUCCGCAGGCUCGCCCGGCGGAGAAGAACGACAUUCGGCGGAGAAAUUAAAGCAUCUCGGGCUUGAACUUCCAGCAACCAGCACGGCGGUAGGAGGAGUCAACAGGUGUUUUGCAGUGCUGUUCUGCUCCUCUGAAAGUCUGAAGAGGUUUAAGCUGGAGAUCCCACUGCAGGUCAAAGUGUUGGACUGACUCGCUCUGACAGGUUUGAUCCCAAAGCAUUCUGUGACCUCCAGAGCACUGCUCCUCUUUUCCUCUUGCGUCACAUCAUUCCUGUACAUCCUCCUGAAACUGGCUGAACUGGAGUGAACACGGACCAUCAAACAGGAAUAUAUUACCUCCAAGAGAACUUCAGGAUCCUAUUCAGAAAGUUACCUAAAACCAAAACAACGACUGCUACAACUCUGGGCCGUACACUGUGAACAAAUGGCGUCAUAACCACUCACACGUCACCAGUCAUUAGUCUUACAGCUGCCAGAGUAAGCACCCACACGGACCAACGCAAGCAAAGCGCUCCUAGCUGGAUUAAUCAAAGGAGCUCAUGAUGGGACAGUAGAGAUCGGGCAUUACGGAUAGCCUGCACAGAGGUCUGGGACUCAGUGUUGUGUCUGAGCGUGCCAUGUCUGGAAACGGCAACCCUUGCCCCAGUCCAGGAGGGUUGGGCACCCCUCUGGGGGGCUUCCCUAUGCCGCACUACCCUUACUUCUUUCCUCAUAUGCUUGGAGGACUCUCUCCACCAGCGCUUCCAGGACUUCCCGUCAGUGGAUACAGCACUCCAUCUCCAGCAACUGUGGAGACCCAGAGCACAAGCUCAGAGGAGAUCGUACCCAGCCCUCCUUCACCGCCACCUCCACCACGGGUCUACAAGCCCUGUUUUGUCUGCCAGGACAAGUCCUCGGGCUACCACUAUGGAGUCAGCGCAUGUGAAGGGUGUAAGGGUUUUUUCCGGAGAAGCAUUCAGAAGAACAUGGUGUACACCUGCCACAGAGAGAAGAGCUGUAUCAUCAACAAGGUCACCCGAAACCGCUGCCAGUACUGCCGACUGCAGAAGUGCCUGGAAGUGGGCAUGUCUAAAGAAUCUGUUAGGAACGACCGGAACAAAAGGAAGAAAGACGACAAGAAGCAAGAAUGUUUGGAAAAUUACGUCUUAAGUCCAGAUACGGAGAAGAUGAUCGAGCAGGUGAGGAAGGCCCAUCAGGAAACCUUCCCCUCGCUCUGUCAGCUGGGAAAAUACACCACGAACAACAGCGCAGACCACAGGGUGGCUCUGGAUGUCGACCUGUGGGACAAAUUUAGCGAGCUCUCCACCAAAUGCAUCAUUAAAACAGUGGAGUUCGCCAAGCAGUUACCCGGCUUCACCACGCUCACCAUCGCAGAUCAGAUCACCCUGUUAAAGGCCGCCUGUCUCGACAUCCUGAUCCUGCGAAUAUGUACACGCUACACACCCGAUCAGGACACCAUGACGUUUUCAGAUGGUCUGACACUGAACCGCACACAGAUGCACAACGCCGGCUUUGGCCCUCUCACAGAUCUGGUGUUCGCUUUCGCCAACCAGCUUCUGCCUCUGGAGAUGGAUGAUGCAGAGACUGGGCUUCUUAGCGCCAUCUGUCUGCUGUGUGGAGAUCGGCAGGAUCUAGAGCAGUCUGAUAAGGUGGAUGAACUUCAGGAGCCCUUGCUGGAGGCCCUGAAGAUCUACGUGAGAAAUCGGAGACCUCAUAAACCACACAUGUUUCCUAAGAUGCUGAUGAAGAUCACAGACCUGAGGAGCAUCAGCGCUAAAGGAGCGGAGCGAGUAAUAACGCUGAAAAUGGAGAUCCCAGGCUCCAUGCCUCCGCUCAUUCAGGAGAUGCUGGAAAAUUCAGAGGGUCUGGAGGGAGGCGGGUCGAAAGGAGCUGGAGGAGGUGGUGGUGGUGGUGGUGGAAAGGGAGCUCCACCAGGAAGCUGCAGCCCCAGUUUGUCUCCCAGUUCGGCACACAGCAGCCCCUCGGCUCACUCUCCUUGACUUUCAUCUCCAGACAAACCUCCAUACAGAAUUAAACUGGUUCCUAACCAGAAAUAAGCCACAGCCGACCAGCGCCAGAGAGCAGAAUUCCGGUAGACUUUGACCCGGACUGAACAGUAAAUCUGGCCAGCUUUCAUUCGCUGAAGUCCAGUAGAGUUACACACAGGCCGAGCCUGAUCAAAAGUCACACCGUCAUUAAAACCUCCAGUGAUUCAGCGACUACAAGAGCCUUUUCACGUGGCGCUGCUUCACAGAGAUGACAGAACAAACGCCCUGUGUGCGCAAGCGGCUCUUUACUGUGUCUUCCCGGCUCUGCUCCCAUCACGCGAACUGUGAAGGCCCAGGGAAGCUCGUCUGAAGGACGCGUUCUCUCGGCCUCAGCGUUAUUUUAUAAACUUCAAUCCCUUAAAGCAAGCUAAAGGACUUUAGGACGUCAGCUGUCCACAAGUCAGGGACAUUUUGAACUUUCCAGCUGUUUUGGUUCUGUUUCUUUGUUUUCGUACAAAAGAUAUAUGAAUAUAUGAAAUCUAUAUUGACAGAAAUGAGAUUUGACUCUUUUGGUCUUAGGUGGAAUGCAGAACAUUUCUUAUCUUUUUCUCUCACUUUUUGUCUCAAGAGUUGAACAUGGUUAUGGUCGACCCACUGUUACCUUCACUCCAAGACAGUCCUGUUCACGUCACGCACAAGGGCACGUCGCACUGAAAAUGAUGUGUGCGCUUCAAUCAAGAUGGGGUAAAACACAGUUUUGUCCGGACGAUUUGGAGAUAUGACACUUCAUCAGAAAUGAAGGAUCCCCUGUAAACAAGCGGCUUGUGAUUAUGAUGUGUGUGAGAUCUCGGUUUUAACGGAGUGGCGAAUGCCUUCCUGUAGCUUUUAAUAUUGCUUUUUUUUUUGCUUUUCAUUUUGUAAUUGUCACCUGUCGAAAGACACAGAGACCCCCUUCUAAACAGUAUUAGCUGAUUACAAAAUAAAAGAGAUUUCCAAAAAUAACGAUUCACUAAGAAAAAUGUGUAUUUUUAGCUAAAUGCAUUUCAGAAGUAUUAAGAAUGUUGAGCAUUUCA
This is a messenger RNA of Danio rerio (zebrafish), 3274 nucleotides long. Lineage: Eukaryota; Metazoa; Chordata; Actinopteri; Cypriniformes; Danionidae. The record is from RefSeq and is a predicted model, not a curated record.